GAAGGCUGAGAACAGGAUCUUGUACCUCUGAUGCUUGCAGCAUUAUACACAUCACAGGAACGCAGGAUUGGAGCUUAAUUAGACUAUAUGAAGCCCUGAAUUGACAGGCAACUUUCACACCAAAAGGAUUAUUCUGUAAGGAAAGAAUGAAUCUCUGGCUCUACAUGCAAAGCUGUGUAGCUCAAAGUCUGUGAACAAAGCUGCUCUGGAGUGUUUUUAGUGUAUGCUGUCACAGAGAUCCACAUCUUUCAGCCAUCAAGUUUCAAGAAACAGAUUUACCACCUGUACUGUCUGAACUCUGCUUACAAAGAACACAAGUAGAUAACACUGCUUCUGCUUGCUAUAAAAGCAGAAGUCUGAAAAUGAUGACUGGCCAGUUGAUGAAUGAGUCCACAGAGAAUGCAUCACAGGUGUUCUCAGGUCUGGACCUCCUUUUUGACAUGAAACCUCUCUUCAUUCCCUUAUACGCCUUGUUGGUGACCGUAGCUUGCCUGGGAAACUGUGUUCUAAUACUUCUCAUUGCCUUUACUAAGAAGCUUCACAACACUACCAAUUUCCUUAUUGGGAACCUAGCAGCAGCCGAUCUUGUAAUGUGUAUUUUCUGUGUUCCAUUGACAGCCUCCUAUGCUUUUGAAACCCGUGGAUGGUUGUUUGGGAAAUUCAUGUGCCACUUUGUCACUGUUAUGCAAGCUGCAACUGUCUUCGUAUCUGUGCUAUCCUUGACUGCCAUUGCAAUUGACCGGUAUGUAGUAGUUGUGUACCCUAUCAGAAGGCGAAUAGGAUGUAAAUCGUGCUUUUAUAUUGUAACUGUCAUCUGGAUGGUGUCCAUUGGAGUCUCCUUACCAACAUCCAUGCGUACUCACUAUCUGGAUCUGAAGAGUGUUGGCCAUGACAUGAUAAUUUGCGAGGAAUUCUGGAAGCACCAAGAAAAACAGAGGCUUCUCUACUCUUGUACAAUGCUUCUAUUGUCUUACAUGCUGCCACUUUCUGCUGUCACUAUAUCCUAUUGUGCCAUUGCCUAUCACCUUAGGAGGAGGAAUGUACCAGGGGCCACAACCCACAAUCAAGAUAAGUGGUCUAAAAAGAAGCAGAAGACUUUCCGUAUGCUCAUUAUUUCAGUCAUGGCUUUUGCUAUAUGCUGGCUGCCUCUUCAAGUGGUCAACCUCAUCCGGGAUAUUGAUGAAGAGUUUUCCAUCUUAGAUAAGAAUUACAUUAAUGUUAUUCAAGUUACUUGCCAUCUUAUUGCCAUGAGCUCUGCAUGCUAUAACCCAUUUAUUUAUGCUUCUUUGCAUGAUAAAUUUCGCUUUCAUCUCAGAAAUUACUUCUACCACCAAAAGAAGAGAGCCAGAACCAUGUCAAGUAAGAACUCAAGGCUCAAUACUUGUUCCACACUGGCUGAUGUUCCCAUGGUCCUUUCAGAUAAGAUGACAUUUACAGGGAGAUGCUCUUUUAACUAGAAACCUUUCACUUUGUGUUUAAAUUCACAUGUGCAUUGCUGCUUACAUUACUUUACAAAGUGAAGUGUGUCAUAAUAACUACUGCUUGAAUAUACUGUAUAUUUAAAACCAUCAGAUUUCAUCCCACUUACACAAAUUGUGCAUUAAUCUUGACGCAUGCUCUAAAUUGGUCAAUAUGAUCAAGGGGGUAACUCAGACCUGAUCGCUGUUGUGCGAAUUCGGAAGAGGGCCGAUUAUCAAUCAACUGUGCAUGCGUACAGGUCGUAGUGCGCACGCAUGAGAACAAACUACAAAACAAUCCUGCAUCUUUUUUGAUUGCUAGGCGUAUGCAAGUUGAUUGGACGUUUGGGGGAGGUAACUUCCGUUUUCUGGGAGUGUCAGUAAAAAUGCAGGCGUACCCAAGCAUUUUCAGGGAGGGUGUGUGAAGUCAGCUCCAGCCCCGAAAGCCUGUAUCUAUUGCACUGUAGGAGUAGGUCCUUGGCUACGCACAGACUGGAAAAAAAAUAAUUUGAUGGUGAGUGAAUUGCGAACGGAUUUGCAGCUGACCGGCGUUUGCAAAGAUUUUCAUAUGACGUACGCAGACUUGCAUGGGGCGGGUAUUCAUUCUGUCUGGGCGGUGACUAUCUGAUCACAAACCUCUGCAAAUUUGCAGAGGAGCGAUCAAGUUUGAAUUAGGCCCCAUGUUAUACAAUCAAGAUACUGUACAUGUUUCUUAUAAGCUAAUUCUCUUCACAACAAAAACAAUUGAUUUUACUCAGGGACUUGGAUACUAUGAUGAGAGAGUUUCCAUUGACUGAGAGUUCAUAAUUUACAUGUUGGUAUAUUUUAGUAUUGUAGAUGCAAUUCACCUAGACUAAUCUAGUGGAUGACAAAAUAAAACUAAUAAAGCAUAACGAAGAAUAUCAAUCGACAAUCACUCAUAAGAAAUCACUGUUCCUGUCAAAUGAGAUCACGGCAGCAAACAAUAGGCCAGCUCAACUUUUCCGCACAGUGGAGAUGCUUUGCGAGCCAGCAUGCCUGCAGACUGAUGAAACCCUCUCGUAGGCAAGAUGCAACGAGUUUGCAAACUUCUUUGCAGAUAAAAUAUUCACUAUCCGGACUGACAUCUCCACAGUGCCUUCAAAGGAGUGCAAAACUACAAAGCCUGCCAAUAUAAGCCACCUGCCUUCAUGGACCAGCUUUGACCCAGUGGAUGUGUAAAGGACACUGCUGAAAUUGCUUGGAUUUUGCGUCCCACCACCUGUGAUCUGGACCCGGCCUCAACCAAGCUUCUAAUAGGUUGCAUGGAUAUAAUUGGUCCUGUCUUUGCAAAAAUUGUUCAGUGCUCUUUGCAGACAGGCAUUUUUCCUGGACCCCUAAAGGAAGCAAUUGUUAGACCUCUUCUUAAAAAACCUAAUUUAGAUGCCGAUUGCAUGACCAACUAUAUACCGUUAUCAAGCCUUCCUUUUUUAGGAAAGGUUAUUGAGAAAGUGGUUGUAAAUCAACUGGAAACCCGCCUGACAACCCAUGAUAUUUAUGAUCCAUUCCAAUCAGGAUUCUGUACUUGUCCUUUGCUCCAGGCACUGAUAACCCAAUACCAACCCUAAAUGGCUGUCUAGCUGAGCUCCAGGAGUGGAUGAGCACCAGUUGGCUGCGACUGAACCCAGAUAAAACAGAGGUCCUUAUGAUAGGGACACAACAUCAAAGGACAAGACUGCAGCAUAGCCAACCAACUGGACUUACACUUGGGGAUUCAGAAUUAUAAACCACUGAUCAUGUGCAGAAUCUUGGCAUUGUCUAGGAUGGUGGCUUAACACUUAAACAUCAAAUAUCAGCCACAAUCAAAUCCUCAUUCUUUCACCUGAGGAACAUAGCCAGAAUCAAGCACUUAAUUCCCUCAGAUGAUCUGCCAAAAGUCAUACAUGCAUUUGUAUCAUCUCGAUUAGACUACUGUAAUGCCCUCUACCUUGGUCUCCCAGCAAAAUAAUUGCACCACUUACAGCUGGUGCAAAACACAGCUGCCAGGCUGUUAACCAACCAGCCCCAUUCUAGCCACAUAACACCCAUCCUCUACUACCUUCACUGGCUGCCUGUAAAAUGGCGAAUCAUCUUCAAGAUUGGCUUACUGAGUUUUAAAGCACUACAUGACCAGGGCCCAAAGUACCUGAAGCAGCUUCUGAUCCCAUACUGCCCCACUUGAUUACUGCGAUCUGUAGAUGAAGGACUUUUAGCAGUACCCAGUCCCAUAAUUCAUCUGGGGGUCGAGCUUUUAGUCAUGCGGCUCCGACUCUAUGGAACUCACUUCCCCACAAAGUGCGAGUGGCCCCAACUAUAGAAUCCUUCAAAAGUAGACUCAAGAAUCCUUUUUAUUCAAGCAUUUCCAUAAUGUCCCUUUAGUAUCUUCAUGCUUCUGUAUUUUAUGAAAAGCUGUUUGGUAUUUCAUUAUUUUCUGUACUAUAUUAUGCUAUGUAUCUGUUAAGCGCCUUGAGUCCUAUUGGAGAAAGAGCGCUAUAUAAAUAAAAUUAUUAUUAUUAUUAUACAUUUUAAUUUAGAAAUGUUUAAACAAAGGGAAACUUUGGUAUUGUUUAUAAACCAUUCACUCCUAACACUUUUAAGGACAAUGCAUUACUUUUACAAUCUUGAUAACAAAGUUAUAGCUUUAAAUUUAAGUGGAUUUGUGAAAACUGUAACUGAUAGUAACUUUAACAGAGAUAGGUGUAAUUGAAUAUUGGGCCUAAUUCAGAGUUGAUCACAGCAGCAAAUUUGUUAGCAGUUGGUCAAAACC
Pseudophryne corroboree (corroboree frog) is the source of this 4221-nucleotide messenger RNA. RefSeq names its product prolactin-releasing peptide receptor-like. Gene Ontology annotation, molecular function: neuropeptide binding; neuropeptide Y receptor activity. The record is from RefSeq and is a predicted model, not a curated record. Lineage: Eukaryota; Metazoa; Chordata; Amphibia; Anura; Myobatrachidae. Gene Ontology annotation, cellular component: neuron projection; plasma membrane. The transcript is spliced from 2 exons. Gene Ontology annotation, biological process: G protein-coupled receptor signaling pathway. The coding region runs from base 363 to 1457 and encodes 364 amino acids.